ACAAGUGCAUGACCUCACUUUGAGGAAUGAUGUCUCAUUUAGAGAGCAACACCAGCCAGAACAUCAUCACGAAAAUGCUUUGUCCCCUUUCAGCAAUCUCCAAAUUGACAUGAUCAAGUCUUUCCCUGCUGACUACAUGCACCAGUGCUGUCUGGGAGUGAUGAGAAAAAUGCUCCUACUAUGGUCACAGGGCAAGUCGGGGCAUCGGCUAUCGCCAGCUCAGCUGAGGGAGGUCAAUCAGAGGCUAAGGAAUUUGAGAAGUGACAUACCCCAUAUUUUUGCCAGGAAGCCACGCAGUCUGGAGGAUUUGGAGAGAUGGAAGGCCACUGAAUUCAGGCAGUUUAUGCUCUACACUGGCAAAGUUGUUCUCCGGGGAAUCCUGCCAGAAUCCCUGUACAGUCAUUUCAUGGCCUUUAGUGUGGCUUUGUGUAUACUAGUGUCUCCACAUUUAACACAAACCCACAAUGUGUAUGCCCAUGAGCUCCUCACAUAUUUUGUAGAACAAGGCCGGUACAUAUAUGGGAAAGAAUUCCUAGUGUACAAUGUGCACUCACUGCUUCACCUCACUGCUGAUGCCACCACAUAUGGAUCAUUAGACAAAUGCAGUGCCUUUGCGUUUGAGAGCUACAUGCACCAGCUGAAGAAGAUGGUUAGAUCAGGAAACCAUGUUCUAGUCCAAGCAGCAAAACGGCUCCAAGAACGUUCACAGAUUCCUAUACAAACAAGUGAAGAGAGACCAAUACAAUUGAAACAUCCUAAUAAUGUUUACAUUGUUAGCCCAACAUCCUGCUGUGAAGUUCUGGAGAGGACCAACUCCGGAAAGCUCUUAUGUAGAGUCUUCUCGCACUUAACAUCGUACCUUUACGAGCCAUGUGACUCGAUGAUCUAUGGAGCCUAUGUAUGUGGUCCAUCAAAGAUGGAGAUUCUGGACAAGACAAACUUGCAAGGAAGGGCAAUGAUUCUUGAGGACGGGCAUGGCCGCAAAGUUGUCUUUUCUCUCCUUCAUGACCUUGAUUAAUGAAAUAUGGAAAUAUGUACAUAGUUGGAUUUUACAUAGUUAUUUUUGAACAAGAAAAUGCAAUUGCUGUGGCGCCUGCAUUAUGGGUAGA
Cyprinus carpio (common carp) is the source of this 1109-nucleotide messenger RNA. RefSeq lists its product as uncharacterized. The transcript has 2 exons. Lineage: Eukaryota; Metazoa; Chordata; Actinopteri; Cypriniformes; Cyprinidae. The record is from RefSeq and is a predicted model, not a curated record. Bases 110 to 1018 code for a protein of 302 amino acids.